UUGGAGCGAGCGGCGGCGGCGGUACAGCUGCGGCGGCAGCAUGGCUUCGUCGCAGGGGAAGAACGAGCUGCUCUUCGCCGACUGGAUGGCAGCGCUGCCGGGCAGCCUCCACAGCACUCCGCUCACCAACCUGGCCAUCCCCGGGUCUCAUGACUCUUUUAGCUUCUACAUUGAUGAAGCCUCUCCAGUUGGGCCUGAACAGCCAGAGACGGUCCAGAAUUUUGUGUCAGUUUUUGGGACUGUGGCUAAAAAGCUGAUGAGGAAGUGGCUGGCUACACAGACCAUGAACUUCACCAGCCAGCUGGGGGCAGGUAUACGGUAUUUUGAUCUCAGAAUUUCCACCAAGCCCAGAGACCCAGACAAUGAACUCUACUUCGCCCACGGUUUAUUCAGUGCCAAAGUCAAGGAAGGUCUGGAGGAGAUCAACGCGUUUCUCACUGAGCACCCAAAGGAAGUGGUCUUCUUGGACUUCAAUCAUUUCUACGGGAUGCAGAAAUGCCAUCAUGAAAAGCUUGUCCAGAUGCUCAAGGACACAUACGGCAACAAAAUGUGUCCUGCUAUAUUUGCCCAUGAAGUCAGCCUCCAGUACCUGUGGGAAAAGGAGCACCAAGUGCUAGUGUUCUACCACAGUCCUGUGGCCGUCGAGGUGGCCUUCCUGUGGCCAGGCCAGAUGAUGCCAGCUCCAUGGGCAAACACAACAGAUACAGAAAAGCUGAUUCAGUUCCUGCAGGCAUCAAUCACUGAAAGAAGAAAGAAAGGCUCCUUUUUCAUAUCUCAAGUAGUGCUGACACCAAAGGCUAGUACGGUGGUGAAAGGCGUUGCAAGUGGUCUCAGAGAAACGAUCACAGAGAGGGCUCUUCCUGCAAUGAUGGAGUGGGUCCGAACUCAGAAGGCAGGAGAGAGUGGUGUGAAUAUUAUCACUGCAGAUUUUGUAGAACUUGGUGACUUUAUCAGCACAGUCAUAAAGCUCAACUAUUCUCUGGCUGAAGGUGAAGAUGACACUACUUGAUAGUACUGUGAUAUGUGUGUUGUUGUGUUAUUCAGAAUUUGAAAAAAAAGAAAGAUUGUAUUCUAAAAGGAUUCUAUUGUAAAACACUCAUCUUCUUGUAACACACUGAGGUGUUUAGGGCUUUAGUGGGUGGGCAUAAGGGAAAUGUUUUCAUCAUUUAGGAUCAUUUUUCAUAUUUGUGUUUAGUGUGAAGAGCAAAACUAAACAUGUUUACAGUGUCUGAUAAAAGAAGGCCAUUUACUGGUUCUCCAUGAGGUACCAAAUGUGAUUCAUGUGUCUUCUGUGGUUAUGAACAGUGCCAAGAAAUUUGUUGUUUUCAGAGCAAGGGGAUGUAUAUAUUGUCCUCUUCCUGCUCACAGCAGGAUUCCCAAUGGUGUGAGCAUUGCACCAGGAGACUGAGGACAGUAUAUCUGGCACAAAAAUUUUAAGCUGCUACAUUUCAUCUGUUAGGUGGUUUAACUGAUCAUAUUUAUCAAUGAGCUGCUGGUUUAAAUGCCUUUGUGAUGUAAAUCCAAAGUCAUGCUUCUAACACAUGCAUAAUCAGUGACAGUAAACAUGACGUGCUAUGUACCAUAAUCAGUGGACAGUAGACAUCAUGUACUGUGUAGCUUGCACAAAGCACAGAUGGAAUCCUGCUUGUUUUUCAUUCUCAAAAGGGGGUUUUCCAAUGUCUCUGCCUCAGGUCAAGCCAGCAGGGAUGUGAUACUGGCCUAACUGUAGUCACAGAAAGGCCUGGGUUGGAACCUUAAAGAUUAUUUCAUUCUAACACUCUGGCCAUUGGCAGAACACUUUUCACUAGACCAGGUUGCUCCGAGCUCCAUCCAAAGCCUUGCUUUACACAUUUUCAGGCAUGGGCAUCCACAGCUUCUCUUGGCAACAUGUUCUAGUGCCUCAUCACCCUCACAGCAAAGAAUUUUUUCCUAAUAUCUAAUCUAAACCCACUCUCAGUAGCCGCUCCCCCUUGUCUGUUGCUACACGCCCUUGUAAAAAGUCUCUCUUUACCUUUCUUGUAGACUCCCAUCAGGUACUGGAUGGCCAAAAUUAGGUCACCCCAAAGCCUUCUCUUCUCCAGAUGGAACAAUCCCAAUUCUCUUAGCCUUUCCUCAUAGGAGAGUUGUUCCAUCUCUCUAAUCAACUUCAUGACCUCCUCUGUGCUGGCUCCAGCAGGUGCCUGUCCCUGCUGUGCUGGGAGCCCAGGGCUGGAUGCAGUGCUCCAGGUGGGUCUCAGCAGAGCAGAGCAGAGGGGCAGAAUCCCCUCCCUGCCCUGCUGCCCACGGGGCUCUGGGUGCAGCCCAGGACACGUUUGGCUCUCUGGGCUGGGAGUGCCAUGGCUGGGCCAUGUGCAGCCUCUCACCCACAGCACCCCCAAGCCCUUCUGGGCACGGCUGCUCUGGGGCUGCUCAUGCCCAGCCUGGGCUGGCACCAGGGGCUGCCCGUGCACUCAGUUUUGUUAAACCAUGUGAAAUUCCCAUGGACACACUUCUUGAGCUUGUCCACAUUCAUCUGGAUGGUAUCCCAUCCUGAAGGUGUGUCAAUAGCACCACUCAGCUUAGUGUUACCUGUAAAUAUGCUGAGGGUGCACUUGAUUCUUCAUCUGCAUCAUUAAUGAAGAUACUAAAUAACACUGGUCACAAUAUGAGCCUCUAAGGGACAGCUGCUGGUCCAUAUUUUCCCUGGUUCCAUCAGGAACACAGGUAGGCCAGCUUUGAGUGCCACUUCUCCCCAGGAUUAAUCUUAUGUAAGAGCCUGAUCCCGUGCCCUGAAUAUGGAAAUGACUUUGUUUAGCAUGGAUUAGCAAAAGGUGAGUUGUGCAUACUCUCACAUGUGCAGUAUUUUGUCCUGUGGUGGAAACCUGAUUUCUGCAAGACUGAAACUGCACUUAAAAGUAGAUGCAGUCUAAGCUUCUCUUUAAGGCAGCUAUGAGCAGAACACUUUUCCACUGAUUACAAAAAAUCAGUGCCAGUUUCAUCAGUGAAAAGUUCCUGUACUGAAGAAUGCAGUAGUUCAAUUCUAGCUAAUAACAGUACUCUAUAGUCCUUAAAUUGUCUGUGGGAUACAAUACUGCAUAACACAAGGUUGAAAAUCUACUGAAUGGCACUGUUCCAGCAACAAAAUCGCUGAUCAUCCUAGCUUUAAAAAAACAUAUAUAAAAAGUAAAUGGAAAAUUCAGUAAUUUAUAAAAUGAGAGCAACUGUAUGACAUUGCAACUGUAUGACACCUAACUGGAUAAAAUACAGGCAGUCUCGUCUCCUGGACACAUCAAUAGACACUCACAUGACUUUGGAAAAUAAAACAUCUCAUCUGUACAAAACAAUAGAUGCUAUAACAUCUCACAAGGAAAUGUUUGAAAUAUUGCAAGGAUUUAUGGGAUAGAAUUAAGGUCAAAUUUCACUUGAUAUUACUGGAACUUUUGGUUGAGUGAGAAGAGAGAAUUGCAUCAUACAGUCCAUUGCUCUUUUAUGUCAAAUGACAAUGACUACUGUCUCCCAUCAGAGUUUAGGAAUUCAGAAAUGGCCAUAUUGAACAGAUAGGCAACAAGCAUUAUAGGGGGUUUCUUGGCUUUAGUUUAGGGAGUGAAAUAAAAAGAACACUUCCUGCUGUUUUGUACUUGGAAAAAG
This is a messenger RNA of Melozone crissalis (California towhee), 3627 nucleotides long. RefSeq names its product phosphatidylinositol specific phospholipase C X domain containing 3 (gene PLCXD3). Gene Ontology annotation, cellular component: synapse. Gene Ontology annotation, molecular function: phosphoric diester hydrolase activity. The record is from RefSeq and is a predicted model, not a curated record. Bases 41 to 1009 code for a protein of 322 amino acids. NCBI's taxonomy places the organism in Eukaryota, Metazoa, Chordata, Aves, Passeriformes, Passerellidae. The transcript is spliced from 3 exons. Gene Ontology annotation, biological process: lipid metabolic process.